AUGACAAUGAAGUUUCUUUCUAAAGUCGUAAUGAUCACUGUUUUUGGGGCUGUUCUGCUGUCAAUCAUUUUGAGGGAGACCUUCGAUGCAGGCUCCUUGCGGGGGACCAGGGUGCUGGUGACGGGUGCCAGUGCGGGAAUCGGGGAGCAGAUGGCGUACCAUUUUGCCCGCUAUGGCGCCCAAAUCGUCAUCACGGCGCGGAGAGAGAGCGCCCUGCGACAGGUGGCAGAGACGUGCGCGGGUUUGGGAGCACCGAGAGCCUUCUACGUACCGGGGGACAUGGCAAACCACUCUGAUCCAGCCCGAGUGGCCCGGUUUGCUGUGGACAAACUGGGGGGACUGGACUACCUUGUGCUGAAUCACGUGGGAUCUAGCGCCUAUGCAAUGUGGGAUGGAGGUGUGGAGCAUACCCGAUGGCUGCUUCAGGUGAAUUUUCUCAGCUAUAUGCAGAUGACAACAGCAGCUUUGCCCGCCCUGAAGCAGAGUGGAGGAGCUGUUGUCGUCGUGUCCUCAAUGUUGGGAAAAAUGUGCACACCGUUUGUGGCACCCUACUCUGCCACCAAGUUUGCGGUGAACGGGUUCUUCGGGACACUGCGUCACGAGCUGGCCAUGCAGAGGACCAACGUGUCCCUGACCAUCUGCACCCUCGGGCUGAUCGACACUGAGUCUGCCAUGGAGAAAGUCAGGGGUCACAUCAGCAUGACCGCCUAUCCCGCCACAGAAGCUGCUCUGCAGAUCAUAAAAGCUGGGGCGACCCGUCAGAGAGACAUGUUCUACCCCUGGUACACCUUCUACGCCACCCUGUUCAGGGACUGGUUCCCCUAUUAUAGCGACACGGUGAUCAGGAACUCAUUCGUUUAUGAACCUUGAUCGAAUUCCCUCUUGUCUAAAUGUAAUGUAAAUGCAUGCCUUCAUUAAAAAAUUUAAAUGUAACUGUUAGGUUAAGGUUGACCAAGCACACACGGCUCAUUUACAGCAAUUCAACUGUAGGUUGAGAAAUAUAUAUAUUUUUUUAAAUAUUAUCUUAAAUUAAUCUUGAAUGUGAAUGCAAAGCCAACUGAAUGAGCAGGAAAAGCCGCUGGAACUGGCCACACGGCGACGGUCCUCAUCGUUACGUCAUCUUUUAAGACACGUCACAGGCAUAUGGAAAGAGAACGUUCCAGAUUGCAUUAUCUAUA
This is a messenger RNA of Conger conger (European conger), 1178 nucleotides long. It is a transcript of the gene hsd11b1la, whose product is annotated as hydroxysteroid (11-beta) dehydrogenase 1-like a. The coding region runs from base 1 to 870 and encodes 289 amino acids. The record is from RefSeq and is a predicted model, not a curated record. Gene Ontology annotation, cellular component: intracellular membrane-bounded organelle. The transcript is spliced from 7 exons. Gene Ontology annotation, molecular function: oxidoreductase activity. Lineage: Eukaryota; Metazoa; Chordata; Actinopteri; Anguilliformes; Congridae.